CCCUGUGGCAAAUGAACAAUGUGCAAUGAUUUCCAGUGGAUUGUCAUUUAAAACGGACCCUAUAUAUUUGCAAAAGGCAAAUUCGUGCUUCUCUGAUUUGCGAGAGGGAAAUGUUGCAAGGCAAAAGCUAAACAAAAGGGUAUUCUUGUUUUCUUUCUUUCUUUCUUUUAUUAAAUCAAUUCUUUGCCAACCCACAUUUUGCAUUAUUGUUAUUUUUAUUACAUUUUAGGACAAUAGAAGGCAUGGCAUUGCAGUUAAAAGCAGAUAAAACAGAAUUACAAGUAUUUAAGGCAAAUUUAGGAAGGCCUAUGAAUUCUACAAAAACCUUCCAAACAAAAGAUUAGAGAUCGCAUAUGUAGCCUAAUCUUUUUAGAUAUAGCUUAGCCUAAGUAAAAUAGUACUUUGUUUUCAAACAACGUCAAAUUAAUCACAAAAGUCAGAUUACAAGCAAUUCCUAAAUAAGACGUAAUGAUCGCAACAGUUCGCUGUUUAGCGUUAGCUAGUCAUUAUUCUUCAGUUUGUUAUACUAGCUAAAUAAAUGACCCCCUCAAAGUCACCUCACAGAGUAAAAACAAUACAAACUUUACAUCAUGUCUACAAGUACAAUAGGACUAUAGCAUAUUUUUCUUAAAUGUGGAUUCUUUUAUUCAAGCCGUGUUUGUUGUCUGCACGCGCACCGGAAUUUGCAAUCCUACAUAAUGAAUGUUGGGUGUAAUGGAUAUGUGUGUUUUGACCGCAAGUAACCCCAUCUCUCCCCACACCUCGAGAUUUACUUUGGUGACGCAGCAAGGAGGAGGUUCCUUUGGCGCUCUCCAUAGUAACAAGAGAUGGGGUGAUUCUUCCGACCCAACGAGAUUGGGCAUUCUAAUUUCACAAAAGGAAUGGGUAGUGACCUAAUUUGGAACAGUGGGCUUUUUCAAUGCAGACCAAUGAUGAUCUCCAUGCAGUUACUGAACAUCAGUGUCUUUCCUUUGGUUACACGGAUCUUAACUUUGGGACUUUUAACAGACGCCAGUAAAGUGAAAAAGAGUAAUUUGAGAAGAGAACGCACGUUUGUCCUUGUCCAUAUGUAAAUAAAUUUGCAAUUGUUCGUGUCUAUUGCUUUCAGGCAAUUAAAUAUGUAGCUUUCCAGUGCUGUAUUUCUAAGAAAAAAUAUCAUAUGAUUAAAAUUGUCCAUCCCAGAUUAAAUUUAUUUUAACUCAUUUUUAAUUAUUAACAUAGGCUAUUUAACAGUUGGCACAACAUUGCUUAAAAGGGUAGGCUACAAACAAUGAACUAACAAAAUAACCAAACAAAUCAGGUAGGCCUAUUGGGUAUGUGCAAGUCCAAAAGCGAAAUAUUUAUGGUCGGCUUUCAAAGAGCCCCCGUUGAGUCCAACAGUGGGCUUUGGCAAAGAAAUCGGAUUGGUGGGGGAGGAAACAAAUUAUGUAAAAUCACCAGAGGCAACAUGCGACGUUGUUGGAAAAUCAAUCCGAUGUAGUAUUUAUUUAAUACUCAUUAAAAACCUUUGCCAAGAUAUUAAUCACUGCGUGAUUCACAUAGGCUACUUGAACUGUGCCUACUUCAUCACAGCACACUGUAAUUUAGGCAAAACUGACUUUUCUUUAAGCUGUUUAUGAUCUGCAAUAGCACAUUUGGAUCAUAAAUCUGAACAGCCUGAGGUGUGAAAAUAUAAAACGUUGCAUGUGCUAUCUGAUGUACAGAGGAAUCCAUUAUCCUAAAUUGCACAUGAUUUUCGGAUAUUGCAAAAAGGAACCCUAUUUCCGUAUUAUAGGCUAUUAAACAAUGAAAUAAAUUAGUCAGCUGCUCAAUCAAGAGGUCACUAUGAGAAAUCUCUGCAGAAAAUAAAACGACCAAAUAAAAAAAGACCAAAAGAUUCUAUAAUAAAAUGGUCCAUAUAAUUUCGAUCUUUUGUGGAUUGUAUUUAUGUACUGUAUAUGCGAGUCAUGCAUAAUGAGGCGCAAUUCAAUUGAAACAGGCUCCUGGCACCUUGCACAUAAAGACGAUAAUAGUCAUCUGCUUAGGCUUUUUUCCCCUUCUUUUUAUUUUAUUUUUAUUUAUUUAUUUUUUAUCGGUUUCCCUAUAUUUUUCCAUUGUAGUUAGCCUACUGCCGUUCAUUCAGCAAUUAAUAAUAAUAAUAAAAAAAUCUGUCUAUCUAUCUGAGGGUUGUCCCCCCUUAAAAAAAAAAGUGAUUAAAAACCACGCUGUGUAUAGUAAAUAACAAUGUUUCAGACUUUAAAUAAUUGUGUAGCCUAAAGUAAAACAACACAAACGGGGCAAAAGUGCGUUUUAAGUUUAGAAGAAAUAUUGUGAGUCUCUCCCUUCCUUGUCUCACAGUGCUUUGGUCCAAAUGCCUGCAUUCCUCUUUUACUCACACAAGUCCGGUGAGAGAGAACAAAGUCAAUAGUUGUGGAACUCCAGUAAGUAAGGCUGUCAAGGCUAUUUUAUCCACUUAAACAUCGGAUGAAGUGAUUAUUUUCUCUUUAAUACAGGCGAUGCCAAUGUAUUUUUCGAUGAGUCUGCUACAUUAGCAAUAAUAACGUUACCUGCUUGACAGAAAGGGUUGCCAGGUUUUCACAACAAAACCCGCCCAAUUGCUACUUAAAACUAGCCCAAAACCAGCCCAAUUACCCGCGUUUCGAGGGGGUCCCCCGGUAAAAAUCGCGUUCCGGGGGCUAAAAUUGGGGUCGCUUCAACCCGCAGACAUGGAAAUUAUGGGCAAUCCUCACUCUUUCUGAAUCUCUCAUGAGAGAUAUGAAUAUUUCUACUUGGCUGUCAGCUGUCAGCGUCACUUCAGCGUCUCGGCUGAUAUCGCGGAGGGAUAUUAUUUCUUCUUCAUGUGACACGGUUCGGGACACACGCCGCACAAGCCAUAGUGCGGAUAGAUAUCAUGAUAAGAAGAGCGCAUUUAGCCCCGGGUUAGUCCUAGGAGUCAGUCACACUGUAGCGCAACGUGACGUUACUGAGCAUUUAUUAAAACAUAUCCUGACUCAACAUUAUGGGUCCUUUCGUUCUUUCUUUCCCUCUCUCUUUAUUUAUUUACUUACUUACUUACUUAACAUAGUUGCUGCCACACACUAGACAGCUCAACCCCCUUCUUUGGGCUGGACACAGUAGCUGACUAAACGCAAACAGUCUCCAGAGCUCUGGUUUGUGGCUAAUGGUUUGCGGUACCCAAAAUUUGCACGUGUCUCUUAAUUAACAUCAUCAGCUCCUUAGACGUGAGCUACCUGCAAUGAACUGUGUUCCAAUUGACAUGCUCCCUACACAGUGUUCAUUGCUCCCUACUCCCUGAGCAGGGGAUCCGUUGAAGUUUACUUCACUUCGGAACAUUCAUUCCCAGAUUUGCGAUGAAAACUAGACGAAACUAGAGAAGUGUGAAGUUUGACAAUACUUCUGUAAAUAAAUACUAUUUAAAUUCACGUCUCGCACACUUUACUGCCCUUUGCAUGGAACAUAUUAUAUGCUUGUUUCGAACUAGAAUCACGGCGGAAUAUCCGGUGAUGUCCACUUCGCAGGUGGACACGGUCGAAUAGAACAAACGUUGUACGUGAUGGGAGAUAUAUGAAAUGUGCAGAGCUGGGGGCGCGAGGACUGGGGUUGGGAAACGCUGAGUUAAGAGAUUACUCUGGGGAGAUAUGAAAACGCCCACUUUACACUAGUUGCUCUGACACCAAAUACACGCCGUUACCGGGGUGAGUUUUCAGAAGUCUUUCCAGAAUGGAUGUUUUAGCAGUUCCCCAAACGAGAGAAGAGGGCUGGUACUUGUCUCUUAUGGCACCAAACACAAAGGGUCCAAAGUUUGCAUGGCUUGAUCCAUCAAGACUCUAUUGCAAUUCACAGGCACUGUCAGAUUGCGUAAAAGAUCUUCUCAAACCAUUCCAGAAUGAGACCAUUGACCUGGUGGCUGGAAUAGAUGCCAUGGGCUUCAUCCUUGGGUCAGCUGUGGCCAAAACUUUACGGAAAGGAUUUUUGGCCAUUCGAAAAGCAGGACACUUAUGUGUUCAAACUCGCACUCGGGACUACAGCGACUACUCUGGACGAGAGAAACUGAUGGAAGUGCGUGUUGACGUGUUAAAGCCAGGUCUGCGGGUUCUUAUAGUAGACCAGUGGAUUGAGACUGGAGGAACUAUGAGAGCAGCUAUCAAACUGGUGGAGAAUCAAGGAGCUACUGUUGUAGGCAUUGCUGCUGUGGCCAUUGAAAACAGUGAGGGAGGAAAGUGGCUAAAGGAAAACUAUAAAUAUUCCCACUGCAUUCCAAAUGAGCUGCAAUCUCAGAUAGACAGUCAAUACCUGGAGUCUUUUAAGAACUUUAGUGGUUAAA
Onychostoma macrolepis is the source of this 4324-nucleotide messenger RNA. RefSeq lists its product as uncharacterized. Gene Ontology annotation, molecular function: adenine phosphoribosyltransferase activity. Bases 3721 to 4323 code for a protein of 200 amino acids. The record is from RefSeq and is a predicted model, not a curated record. NCBI's taxonomy places the organism in Eukaryota, Metazoa, Chordata, Actinopteri, Cypriniformes, Cyprinidae. The transcript is spliced from 5 exons.